AUUAGGUUUAAACACCUGGCUACGGGGCACUAUCUAGCUGCUGAUGUAGACGAAGAUCCUACUUCAGACAAUAUGAGAGACAAACUCAGAGAUUCCUUUGGUUCUGUUUAUCAUCUUGUAUCUGUUCCUUAUUCUCAUGAUCUUGCUUCCUUGUUUGAACUAGAUCCUACAACACUAACCAGCAGAGGAGAUUCACUUGUUCCACAGAAUUCUUACGUCCGACUUCGUCACUUGGUUACUUCAAGUUGGGUUCAUUCCACUUCUAUACCCAUAGGUUUAAAGGUCCGCGACCUGGAUUUCGCGAAUGAUGCUUGCAAGGUUCUUGAGAAUGUUUCCUCUCAGCUUGAAAAAGGGAUUAUUUCCCAAAAUGAAAGGAGAACUCUCACCACCCUUCUUCAAGAUUUGAUUGUUUUUACAUACUUUUCAGAAAUAAGGUAUUUCAACUUUUUAUAUUUAGAGGUUGAACCGUCUUGUAUAAACAGCUCCGUACUGAGGGACAGACAAAAGCUGCUCAGGGAGCAGUAUAUUCUGAAGCAGCUCUUUAGGAUACUACAGGCCCCAUUCCUCGAGUCAAAGAACGGAGACGGUCCGUUGCUAAGAAUAGAUGAACUAUCAGAUCCCCGGCAUGCUCCCUACAAACAUAUAUUCAGGCUCUGCUAUAGAAUCCUCCGUCUUUCUCAAAAGGACUACAGGAAGAACCAGGAGUAUAUUGCUAAACAUUUUGGAUUUAUGCAAAAGCAGAUUGGCUACGAUAUCUUGGCCGAGGACACCAUGACCGCUCUACUACAUAACAAUAGGAAGCUGUUAGAGAAACAUAUCAAGGCUGAUGAGAUAGAGACAUUUGUUCGGUUGGUUCAGAAAAAUAUGAAAACUUGGGAUUCAAGAUUCCUUGAUUAUCUUUCUGAUCUUUGCAUUUCAAACAAUGUCGCCAUUCCGGUCACCCAGGAACUGAUUUGUAAGAGUGUUCUCAGCGAAUCUAACUCAAAUAUUCUGAUUCAAACUCGUUUAAGUAAGGGGGUUGCUCAGAUUCAGGAGGAAGGAGAUCUACAGGAGGUUGUGACAAGUGGUUGUGAAGAUGUCCUUCUAUCCUGGGAGGAUGGAUACCAAAGAUCUCUACCUGACCUCGCCAGAGCGGCUAGAGCCGGUAAUACGGAGGCAUCCCUCAUUCUGGAAUAUUACAGACAUCAGCUGGACUUGUUUUCGAACAUGUGCUUAGAUCGUCAAUACCUGGCGAUCAAUAAACUGUCAGAACAUCUCGAUCAUCAUCUCAUCCUGAAAUGCAUGGAAAAUGACCAGCUCCCGUUCUACCUUCGCGCAUCAUUUUGCCGGCUUAUGCUCCACAUGCACGUUGAUAGGGAUCCUCAGGAGGAGGUUAAGCCUGUUCAGUACGCCAGACUUUGGUCCGAUAUUCCAUUGCGGUUGUCAAUAGUGGACUAUGACAGUGGGAAUGGUCAAGAUCAUUCCAGAGAGGACGUUAGACUUAGGUUCAGCCCAACCAUGAGCUUUGUGGAGGAAUACCUGAGGAAUGUGGUGGAGAAGAUGUGGGCCUUCAGCGACGUCGAGCAGAACAAACUCACGUUCGAGGUUGUAAAGCUGGCUAGACAUCUCAUCUAUUUCGGGUUCUACAGUUUCUCAGAUCUUCUGCGGAUUACAAGAACAUUGCUCAGUAUUCUGGACUGUACUGCAGUUACCAGCUUCAACAACGGGAAGAUCCCGCUAGGGUCGCAAUCACUGGCAGGUGAAGUUAGCAGUGAGGGAGGGGCUAUCAGGUCUCUGAGUGAGAUGGGAGUAAUGUUGACUAUGUUAACUACAGGGAUGAGACCUGGAACUGGAAUUGUCCCCCCACAGCCAGAUGGUGCAAACGCAGUGAACCAGAAGACUGAUGUCCUAGUUAUGGAAACAAAGCUCAAAAUCAUAGAAAUCCUCCAGUUUAUUCUAGAUGUUAGGCUAGAUUAUAGGAUAACGAGCUUACUGUCGAUCUUCAAGAGGGAAUUCGAUCAAUCCGAGAAGGAUGACGGGAUUGUACGAGGAAUGCGCGGCAUUGAUCUUGAACAUAUUGGUAGAGAAGCAGAGGGGAUUUUUGGAGGGGAGGGAGAGAGUGGUGUUCUAGAUCUAGAUCGGACCGGAGGAAAAAUAUUUUUAAGGGUUCUCCUUCACCUGGUGAUGCAUGAUUAUCCACGAUUAGUGUCAGGAGCGCUCAAUCUACUUUUUCGACAUUUUUCCCAGAGACAAGAGGUUCUCCGAUCAUUUAGAGAGGUUCAACUUCUGGUUUCGGAUGAUGACGUCAAGAGCUAUAAACAGAUCAAAGAUGAUUUAGAUGAUUUGCGGCUACUGGUUGAGAAAUCUGAACUCUGGGUGUACAAAGAGCUCAAGCUAGAUGAUAAGAAGGAGGAUGAAGUGACAAGGAAGGUUGGAUUUACUAAAUCAAGAUCAAUGUCGAAAAGGGGAAUCAAACUCCUAAUUAGACAAUCCAGUGUUCUCAGCAAUGCUAGUAGCAAUGAUGGGAAUGACGAGGAUGAGGAAGGGGGAAAAGAAGGUAUUCCUCUGAAAGAUCAAAGAACCACAAGGCGACAACCGGAGAAGCAUGGUUCAGCCAUAGACCUAGAUAUAGGACCUCCGCUAGAUCCUAACCAGGCCAGAAACUAUAAAACAAUUCAACAAAUUCUCUACAGGAUGAACAGAUUAUGUGUUCGACCGGUUACUGGAGGAGAAUUAAAACCAAAGAGACAUGAACAAAGAUUACUCAGGAAUAUGGGUGUUCAUAAGGUGGUUCUUGACCUUCUACAGAUACCGUUUGAUCAUAAGGAAGAUGUCAGGAUGAAUGAGUUGAUGAGGCUGGCUCAUGAGUUUCUUCAGAACUUCUGUCUGGGAAAUCAAUCAAAUCAGGUGCUGCUGCAUAAGAGCUCUGACUUGUUCCUUAACCCUGGACAUCUGGACGCCAAGACCAUGUGCGCAAUAUUUCAGGACAACGCUGUGCUGUGUAAUGAAGUGAAUGAGAAUAUCGUCCAACAUUUUGUUCACUGUAUAGACUCCUUUGGGAAACAUGUUCAGUACCUGAGAUUCCUGCAGACAAUUGUACACACAGAGAACCAGUUUAUACGACGCUGUCAGGAUCUAGUUAUGCAGGAAUUGAUAAAUGCCGGGGAAGAUGUUCUCAUUUUCUACAAUGACAAGGCGAGCUUUAACCACUUCCUUGAGCUGAUGAGAAGUGAGAGGAAUAGGAUGGAUAACACUAGUUUACUCUGCUACCAUAUUGAACUGGUUAGGUUGUUAGCUUGCUGUACCAUGGGGAAGAAUGUGUACACUGAGAUUAAAUGCCAUAGUCUGCUCCCCCUUGAUGAUAUUGUUACAAUGGUGUGCCACAAGGACACAAUACCUGAGGUGAAGGAUGCUUAUGUGAACUUUCUGACCCAUUGUUAUAUUGAUACUGAGGUUGAGAUGAAGGAAAUAUAUACUUCACACCACAUGUGGCAGCUUUUUGAAAGGUCCUUUCUACUCGACAUGGCCAUUGUUUCCAAUGCUACCCAUGACAGGAAACAUGCAGACACAGCCCUAGAAACCUAUGUUACCAUCACUUUAACAGAAAUUAUUACCACAUUCUUCAAGUCUCCGUACUCGGACCAGUCCACAACAGUUCAGACCAGACAGAGCGUGUUCGUUCAACUUCUUGGUGCGGCAUUCAGGGUAUCCCAGUGUUCAUGGUUAGGUACAGAUCAACGGAUUGCUGUAGAGAACUGCAUUAAAACAUUAGCUGAUGUUGCAAAAGCAAGGGUUAUUGCUAUUCCCUCGGAUCUAGAUAUUCAAGUUGCCACAAUGUUCACCAAAGCUCAGAUUAUCUCUAGACAAACCACCAGUAAAUGGUUACAGGCGACAAGAACUCCUAAAAGAGAGAUGACAUCUACUGCUCUACAUAUAAGGAUGAACAGAACUGUUAUAGAAGGAUUGCAUGAUAUUGUGUCAGUGCUAGAGGAUCAUCUGAAACCCUUAGUGCAGGCUGAGGUGUCUGUACUGGUAGAUGUACUCUAUAGACCUGAACUUCUCUUCCCUACAGGUCCUGAUCCCCGUCGUAAAUGUGAGAACGGUGGAUUUAUUCGUCGUCUUAUCAAUCAUACAGCAGCUCUUCUAGAGGACAAGCAGGACCGUCUUUGCGUCCAGAUCCUGCAGACCUUGAAGGACAUGAUGUCCUCAGACUCGGAAUACGGGGACAAAGGGGACCUACUCAGAACCUCUCUUUUGAAUCGAUACUUUGGAAAGAUACCUCUUCCUCCAAUGCAAUGUAACAACAACCUUCAUUUGCCCGCCAGUUUUAGUCACGGUCCUGGAAGUAAGAAGCUGUUGAGAGCGCAGAUGAAUCUUCAUCAAGUUCAGUGUCAUCUUGAUAACCAGGGUUCAAGUUCUCUGAUAGUGGAUUUAGUAAUAAAAUCUGGAAAAUCUACGUCCAGCCCUAGAAUAUUUACAGAAGUUGUAGAAUUUGGAAUUGCGCUACUAGAAGGAGGAAACAUGGAUAUUCAAAAAUCUCUCUACACAAAACUUCGCUCAGGAGAUACCAGUCAGGCGUUCUUUAAGGUCUUCUUUGAUAAAAUAAAGGAGGCUCAGCAAGAAAUCAAGAGCUCUGUGACGGUCAACACGUCAGAUAUGACCAGUAGGGAGGAGGUCAAAGACGGCACAAAGGAGAUUGAGAAGGCGAAGAGGAAAAGGCGGUUGAUGAACGGUCAUGUUGUUCUGACAGAGGAGGGUCGGGAGGAGAUGGACCAGGCAGCAAUAAGCACUCAGUCAGCAUUUUCUGCAAUCCGGGGAGGAGAUGGUAGAGCUCUUCCUCCCCUUACACCAGGACUAGAAGAUCUACUAGCAGAGAAGGUUGAGAGAAGUAGAGAGAAGGAUGAGGAGAAUCAGCUGUCUACUAAGGUUGUUGUAAUGCAACCUAUUCUAAGGUUUCUGCAGCUGUUGUGUGAAAACCACAAUAAGUUCCUUCAAAACCUUCUCCGAGAUCAGAAUAAUAAAACUAAAUACAAUCUAGUUUCAGAAACCCUCAUACUACUAGACUGUAUUUGUGGAAGUACAACUGGCGGACUUGGACUUUUAGGAUUAUAUAUUAACGAGAAUAAUGUUGGAAUAAUUAAUCAAAUUAUGGAAACAUUGACAGAGUACUGCCAGGGACCUUGUUAUGAAAAUCAGGCUUGUAUCGCGACCCAUGAAUCUAAUGGUCUGGGAAUAAUAACAGCUCUGAUCUUGAAUGACAUAAACCCUCUUGGUAAAACAAGAAUGGAUCUUGUUCUUGAACUCAAGAACAACGCUUCUAAGCUUCUUCUUGCCAUCAUGGAAUCCAGAACUAUAUGUGAUACUGAAAACGUAGCCGAGAAAAUCCUCUACAAUAUGAAUCCCAAGCAGUUGAUAGAAGUCGCUUGCAAAGCUUAUCAUCAAGAUAGUUUGGAUGAGGAUGAAGAUGAUCCUGGGGAUCCUGAGAAUGGAGUUUCACCAAAGGUUGUUGGUCAUAACAUCUACAUACUUUGUCAUCAGCUAGCAUUGUAUAAUAAGGAGAUAUCUGCCCUACUCCAGCCAACGCAAGAUAUGAUGGAUAUGAAGAUGGUUGAAGCUCUAGGGUUCUAUUCCACCCACACUGCCCAAAUAGAAGUCGUCAGAUAUGAUCGUAGUUUAGAACAAAUAGUUUUCCCGAUACCAGAGAUCUGUGAAUACCUCACGCCUGAAACUCAAAAGAAAGUGUACAUGCAGGCAAGACGGGAUGAUCAAGGUUCUAAGGUCUCAGAUUUCUUCGCAAAAUCCGAGAAUAUGUUUAUUGAGAUGAACUGGCAAAAGAAACUUAGGAAAAUAUAUUAUUUUAUAGUGCUAUCCUUCUAUCCAUUUACAGGUGCUGUGUCCUUGCCUGGGCCUUAUGUAAGUGGACUUAUUUGGGCCUUCCUCCUCCUAUCUGCGGCUGUACUUGUAACAAUUCCUUCAAAGAUCUCUGUGAUGAGCUUGGUGGUUGCUUGUCUACUAAGAAUGGUUGUAUCAUUAGGACCAGAGUUCUCUCUCUCAUUCCUUGGUUUACUUCUAGUCCUACUCAAGGGUAUUCAUCUGAUCAGUAUCAUGGGGAAUAUGGGAACAUUUAAUAAAUCCCUAUCUCAGAUACUGGGUGAGUAUGAACUAAUGUAUGAUAUAUUCCUCUUAAUUCUCUCCAUAGUUGGUCUAACGAUGCACCCAUUCUUCUACUCAGCAUUGUUGUUUGAUGUUGUCAAGAGAGAGGAAACUUUACAGAACGUGAUAAAUUCAGUGACCAGGAAUAUCCGGUCUAUUCUGCUGACCUUCCUGUUUGCGGUCAUCCUAGUCUAUAUCUUCUCUAUCUUUGGAUACGUUCUAUUCCAAGAUGAUUUUCUGUUGGAUACAACCCCCAUUAGUUCAAUUACCCCAGCUGUCAGAUGUUCUGACAGCUGUCCUGCAGACAGACUAGAUGACAGUUGCUGUGAUAGUUCUUCAGGCCUGCUGUCUGGUAUUAUUGAAGAACCGGAAACUGUAAAAGAAAGGUCCUGUGAUACAUUGAAGAUGUGCUUCUUGUCCAUCUUGAACCAGGGGCUGAGAAACGGAGGAGGGAUAGGGGACGUGAUGAGACCCCCCUCCAAUACAGAGCCCCUGUAUCUGGUCAGAGUAAUGUAUGACAUGGUGUUCUAUUUCCUUGUCAUCAUUAUUGUUCUCAAUCUCAUCUUUGGUGUCAUCAUCGAUACUUUUGCAGAUCUCAGAUCGGAGAAACAAAACUCAGAGGAAAUUAUUAAAAACACAUGUUUUAUCUGUGGGUUGGAGAGGAAGGCAUUUGAUAACAGAAAUGUAACUUUUGAAGAACACAUCAGAACAGAACAUAAUAUGUGGCAUUAUCUUUACUUCAUCGUACUUAUUAGGGUAAAAGAUCCAACAGAGUUUACUGGUCCUGAGAGUUAUGUACAUCAGAUGGUCAAGGACCGAUGUUUGGAUUGGUUCCCUCGCUUGCGCGCCAUUUCCCUUGCUGUUGAGGAGGUGGAGGGUGAACAGAAUGAAUUACGAACACUGCAAGCACAGUUGGAGGCGACACAGAGUAUUAUGAAUAACUUAUCAGUUCAACUUUCAAACCUCAGAGAUCAAAUGACGGAACAGAGAAAACUUAAACAACGAAUGGGUUUGCUUCAAUCAGGACCAAGCUAUGCUAAUCUGGGAGACCGGCAUUGAAGUAUUUUAAGAGAUUUUACA
This is a messenger RNA of Eurytemora carolleeae, 7212 nucleotides long. It is a transcript of the gene Itpr, whose product is annotated as inositol 1,4,5-trisphosphate receptor. Gene Ontology annotation, cellular component: endoplasmic reticulum; membrane. The annotation marks the transcript as partial. Gene Ontology annotation, molecular function: inositol 1,4,5-trisphosphate-gated calcium channel activity; inositol 1,4,5 trisphosphate binding. The transcript has 90 exons. NCBI's taxonomy places the organism in Eukaryota, Metazoa, Arthropoda, Copepoda, Calanoida, Temoridae. The record is from RefSeq and is a predicted model, not a curated record. Gene Ontology annotation, biological process: calcium ion transmembrane transport.